Molecule: messenger RNA, 1789 nt
Organism: Cuscuta epithymum
Lineage: Eukaryota; Viridiplantae; Streptophyta; Magnoliopsida; Solanales; Convolvulaceae
Source: the annotation of a GenBank genome assembly
CCCCGGUCUCCAAAUAAAAGGGCCGUGAAAGCCCAAGGUCGAUCGCUACAAUCUCUGCUGUUUUAUUUGCCUGAACUGGAAUAAAAUGUAGCCCAACCCUGAUUCGGCCCAACAAAGAGCAGUCCAUCUCCAUAAGCUUCAAAGAGUAAACGUCAGCUACAAAAUUAGGAAAUCCCAGCCUUUCUGAAUAGCCCAACCCUUAUUUUAACGUUUUUGCAUAAAACGUCAAAAAAGAAUACAAUAGGAAUCAUUGAAACAUUUAGGGAUUAUUAUUAUUAUUAUUAUUAUUAUAUAAUAACUUGAUCAUACUAAUUUAUGUUAAAUUUUUACAUUUUGGUGACUAUAACAAUUUUUUUUGUUUUUUGUUUUUGUUUUUUCCCUUACCUUUUUAUUAAAAGGGUAAAAAAUACAUAGUAGGGGGACAUAUUGCCAAAACCUACAUAGUCAUUGGUGACUAUGACAAUAUAUUAUAGUCUAUAGUAACUAUUAGUCAUGUUAUUUUUUAAUAAGUUUCAUUUCAAUAUUUUUUUCUUAAAAUCACUUAUUUCAAAUGGAAAAAUGAUAAAGUUUUUUUGGGACAAUUAAAAAGGGAAUUUUGAUUAAUAUUGCAGAAACGUCUAGAAAAUUCUCCCUACCGUGUAAUAAAAGGAACCUGGUUGUUAUGUUUUCUUCUCUUUCUAAAUUCGCAAUUUUGGUAUAAUGAUUACAACGGUUUUCAAAAGAAUUCACUCUUGACGAAUAAGAAAAGUUUUAUUCUUCAAAUCCCCUAUACCUAUUACUACGUACGUAGUAAUUUUUUAUGGAGUACGGAGUGUUAUUUAAGAAGCCGAUUGCUCCUAAACUAUCAAUUGAGCCGAUUUCAUUAUUUACCUUCAGCGUAACGCUUUUGCUUCCAUUUUUCAAGGUGCCUUCGAUAAGACUGCUUUGCUUAUGUAUUUCUAUACUUGGUGAUCAAUUACGAAUGGAAGUGAUAAUGAACCUGCUCAAUAAGCAGCCAGCAUCAUCAAAAACUGUUUUUUGUCAUUUCUUUCUCCUCCACACCAUCAUCCUCCUCCUCCGCCAAGGAGUGGUAGCGGACUUGAAGGCAGACAGAGAAGCCCUUGUAGAGUUUGCAUAUGUGGUGGGCGGCGGGAGUGGACUAGGCUGGAACACGGAGGCCCACAUAUGUAGUGACCGGGCUGGCGUGAAAUGCGUAGGCAGCCGGGUAGUGGGACUGCAUCUGCCGGGAAUGGGGCUGAGUGGGGCCAUACCGGAAAACACCAUAGAACGGUUGGACGCGCUGAGGGCUCUGAGCCUUGAGAAUAACUCUUUAACCGGAUGGCUCCCGUCCAAGCUCAUCAAUUUGAAGAGCUUGGACGUGAGCAACAACGGCUUUGACGGCCCCAUUCCGGCGUCACUCUCGAGGUUUCCUCAUUCGUCCUUUGUGGGGAACGCUUUAUUAUGCGGCCCGCCCCUAAUAAAUCAGCCGUGCCACCGUCGCCUCCGUGAUGAGCUUGACAUAACCUCAUAUUCCCAGCUACCAUCUUCCUCUCAUCCACUCCUAUCUCGCGGCCUUCUAAAGUCAAACACAAAGACGACGAAAAAGAAGGAAUCGCAUGUGGUAAUUCACAUUGUGGUACCUCUUUCAGUUGCUUUAACAAUUUUAGUAAUAGUAGCAGCAUUGUGGUGUUACUGUAAUUGGGAAAAGGUUAAAGAUUGUUGUAAAUUAAAUGAGAAUGGUCUGUAAGUAAUUGAAAGGCUGUAACCUGUAAGUAUGCUACAUUUACGCGUCCCUCGCGGCCUCGCCGCC